This is a messenger RNA of Ornithodoros turicata, 5077 nucleotides long. It is a transcript of the gene tay, whose product is annotated as autism susceptibility gene 2 protein-like. The record is from RefSeq and is a predicted model, not a curated record. The coding region runs from base 221 to 4180 and encodes 1319 amino acids. Lineage: Eukaryota; Metazoa; Arthropoda; Arachnida; Ixodida; Argasidae. The transcript is spliced from 18 exons.
GCUGCCGCAUCACCGCAGUCGACGGUCUCCUCCGCCAUUCCAAGCGAACAAUCGGGUUUCGUGUCGAGUGGUCGGCAUUACCGGUAAAUUAUCAAGGUUGGAGCGCGUUUCUUGGAUUUUGUGCCGUACGUGGAUAAAGGAUCAUCCCUGGAUUAACCUGUGAAUGUGGUACCGAAUGGGAUUACACAAGCGCGGGUGAGAGGUUCGCCGCGUUGUCGCCAUGGAUGGCGAAGCCAAAAUGCGAGGCCCCCGUUCACGGCGCCGAGAGCGGGCAGCCAGGAUGCAAAAGCAGGCAUUGCGCUGCCAAAGUGGUGACGACGGCGAUGAAUCUCCAGGUCGGGCGAAACCUCAGAGGCCUCCAAAUAGGAAGAAAAGGAAUAAAGAGCCCAUCUUCGAAGAGGACGUGAUCGACGGAUUUGCAAUUCUCAGCUUUCGGACGUACGACGAUUUGGAGAGCACGAUGAAACGGCAGGAACCCGAGACGCGGCCGUCUUCGCCGGAACCCGUCCUCAACAACAGGAUCAACUGCAACGACAAGAACUCACCUGAAUCGCCAACGCCUAGGAAAAACAAGAACAAUAGGGGAUGUCUAGGAAAGGUGCGGAAAGGAUCUCGAGUGUCGAGUGAACAAAGCUUUCCCGAAGUGCCUCCGGUCAACCGGACGCCACGGAGCACUUCGAGGGACCGACUCAGCGACGGCAGCACUAGGUCAAGCUCUGGAAGGGGUUAUAUGUGUGACAGUGAAAGCGAGAGCGAACGGGCGUCCGACGCAGGCUCGGAUCUUUUCUCUGGCCCACAACACAAUCCAAGGCGGCCGCCGAGCCUAAAGACGACCAGCAGUCCGGCUGCUCAGUGCGUGACCAACGCAUGCUCUAGUCCAAGCAGCAGAGGGCCCCCAUCACCCGUGGCAAAUGGGCCCUCGUGGCCCCUGGAGCCACAGGCCCCCGCCGCCGUGGCCCUGACAGCCACGUCCAGCGCGCCCCCGAUCACGACGAGCGCGCCAUCUUCCCCUUCGGCCAGUGCCGCCGCCCUCGUGGUGAGCGGCUCGCAGCGCCCGGAGCCGCGGAGGCCCACCCCGGACCCCCCGCAGGUGCCUCCGCCCAGCACGCAGCCGAGCAUAGUCUCGGAGCUGCUCUCCCAGCCCCCAUUUCUACCGACGGACGCUCUAAACGGCAGCAAUUCAAACUGUUCCAUAGCGAGGGACUUUAGUCGGACUCAACCUAUUUCCAGUAGUAGUGCAGACUUUGGUCGGACUCCAAUAUCCUCCGCUGGUGCGGACAGCAAUCGAACUCCAAUCCCCAGCAGUGCCCCCGUGGUGACUACAAGCAGCGGAGUGUCACUGCGCAACGGCAGUUUGUUCACAAACAGUUCGUCACCGUCUCCCCUGCUCGCCAGCCACCUGGUGCACACGACCAACUGUGGUAGCGCGGGCAGUUCCGUGUCCAAGCCCGUCACCCCGGCCGCGGGGGCCCCGGCGCCGGCGCCGCUCUUCCCCUUCUCCCUGAGCAGGGCGUCUCCUCCGCAGGGGUACCUGGCCACGUCUUCGUCGCAGACGACGCAGCCGACCACUCCGACGCCGAGCCUCGGGAGUUCGCAUUCCAACAGCAGCCUCUCGAGCCUCAGCCAGCUGAGCCAGUCGCUGCAGGUGAAAGAAGGCGGGCGGAGCAGCUCCAGGAACAACACGCCCGCGUUGGGUUCCUUGGGCACAGCGACUACGCCAUGCUGUGCUGCUGCCAGUUUUCCUGGGGGCACCACCAAUAGUCUUACGAGCUUGGUGUUUUCCAAGCCCUGGGUCAGCCCCAGUGCCAACAGCUACGUUGCCAGUGCCAACGGUCCCCACCUUACCCCUCCUGUCCAUCAUAGGCCUACUCCACCACCACCUCUUCCCACCUCCCUACCUAGCAACCACCCUUUCUCCUCCCAUCCGCAGCUUCAUCCAAUGUUUGCUCCUCCCCCCAUGCCUCCUCCAGCACCAUCCUUGGCCUCACCAAACAUUGGUCUUUCCUCUGGGCCUGCAGGAUUCGUUGCGGAGACGCCACUUUUACCAAGCAAGUAUCACUUUCGUGACCGGGACCUGUUACGAGAACUAGAUACGCGGUUUCUUGCUUCGCAAGAUAGGUCUAUAAAUAUUCCUCCUCCGCCCUACAUGCGGACAGAACUUCAUCAGCAUCAUCAUCAACAUCAGCACAUGCAUCAGCACAGUCCAUUCCUUCCUCCCUCUCUCGGAGGUUCCUUAGUUCCCCCUGGGGCCCAGCACAUAUACGACAAAUUCCAUCCGAAGCUGGACUCACCUUUCUACCCCAGAAACGCGCUGGGCCUACCAGGCUAUACCGGUCUUUCUCCAUUGCUAAAUCCUGGAGUGUCCAACGCAACCCCGUUUGUUGCUCCCGGGCACUUAGCUGCAUUUCAGCCAAAGAUGAAUCCACUUGUAAAGAACAAGACAAUGAAAUCCGGUCGUUGGUGCGCGAUGCAUGUACGAAUUGCUUGGGAGAUAUAUAAUCACCAACAAAAGCAGCAGGUGGACGGACACAAGCCAGGUGGCAUGGGUGGUGUGGCACCCCCUACUCUUCCUGGCAAGAACGACCUCCUGCGGCCACCAAACCACCUUUAUUCUUCUCUACCGAGGCCCCACGAUCUUAGUCCCUUCCCGUCGGCGCUUCUCGGUGCAGCAGGAGCAUCCAGUCACACAAGGCCUCACUUUGAUACAUCACCCCAUGGCAACUUUCUCACUCCUAACCCCAGUCAUAUAGGAAUGACAAGGUUGCCUUCCACAUCGAGCAGUUCCCUGAACCGCACCGCAUCAUCCCGGGUGCUGCCCCCUGGCAUGUCGCCUUUCGCACGGCCUGGUUACCCUGGCUUUGGUGUGGCAUCUGCAAAUUCUUACGGCAGUCUCGGAGGCCUUGCAGGCCUGUCAGGAGGCGGCCUCUUUCCUAGUCGCGACCUGGGCGCCCUGGCAGGAGCAAGCGUGGGGCAGGACCCGUGGAGCCGACUCCACAGGUCGUCCUCGUUUCCAGGACCAAUGGGGGUACAGGGUGCCGCACCCCCCGAACGCACCUCCGGCAGUGCGUGGGGAGGUCUGAAGGCGGAGGCCGAGAGGGAACGACUGGAUCACGAGAAUGAGAAGCAGAGGAAGCUGGCAGAGGAGAAGGAGAGGAAAGAACGGGAAGCAGCCCUGGAGAAGGCCAAGGAAUUGGAAAGGGAAAAGAAAGCUCACGAAGAACGACAGCGAGAAAGAGACCGAGAGAACCGUUUACACAUGCACCACUUGUCGGACGGCCUUAUGCGGAACGGAGACUACUACGACGGCAGGAACCCCAUCCGAGAGCCGCACAGGGAGUGGAGUCAACCGAGGGAGAGGCCCCGGUCCCCCAUGCGGCUGUCUCGGGACCCCAAGACCGAGAACACCUUCGACGGCAGUCUACCCCCAUCGAAACCGGAGGUCAGGGUAAAAGAAGAGAGGCGGGACGAGGACAGCCACUGCGCUCCCCUGCCUCGCGAUCCGCCAAAGAAGAGCCUGGAGCACAUGCCCAGGUCCGAGAACGAGCUCCGCAACCUGCAGUCGCUGGACCGCGCGGGUGGGGCCGCUCACCUCUUGGGCUCCGUGGGGGGCCUCCCCCCCAACAUGGCUGCGGACCGCGCGUUCUGGGGCGCCCCGCUCGCGGCACCUCCCGGGGUGGCCGGGGUCCCCGGCGACCCCUACCGGCUCCUGGACCUCCACUCGGUCAGGGACCUGGAGCAGAGGUACCGGCUCCUCGGUCCCAUGAUGCCCCUGCACGAUCGCUUCCGCGAGGGCCCGUCGGAGCUGGAGCGCCUGGCGCUGGAGCGGGAGCUGCAGUCCAAGCUGGCGCCGCCCCCUCUCCGUCCGGCGGACCCGAGCAGCUUCGCGGCGCAGGCGCUCUUUAACCCCCUCCCUCCGCCGAACUCGUACCUCAACAGUUUGACGGGGCUGGCUGCGCGCAACAAGAACGGGUCCCCGGCGGCGGCGGCGACCCCCGGGGGCGGCGUGCCCCCUCCUCUCAUCCCCUGCAGCAGCGGGGCGGCCAACCACAGUCGGCUGACCCCUCCCGUGCACCACAAGAUCAGCUCUCUCGUGGAGCACAAUGACACUGGCGUGCUCUAUGCCAAAGACCGGAGGGAGCUGAGCAACCACAAGUCCGCGGCGGAUGCCCAGAUGAGAUAGCUGCAAUGCCUCGGUGAUGUGCAAGUGUGCGUGCGUGUGUGUGCGACUGUGUGCCUGUAAGAUAUAGGACAGCAUAAUCCGUGAGAGGUGUUCAUAAAAAACGUGUGUUGUGUUGUUCAUAUGUACAUAGUCAUUUUUCUGUAUAUAUGUAAGAACCUCGAGGUGUGUGCGUGUGAUGUGUUCGGACUUCCUCCUCCCCCCGCUCCCCCGAAAUUUGUGAUAAACGAAAACGAUGCAAUCCGUACUUUUUUUUUUUCCAGCUUUUUUGUUAUACGUUCUUUUAAAGAAUAUUUAUUGCCAGGAAAUAGCAAUGUUGUCACGUGACUUCCCCCCCCUCCUUGCUGGCAUUUUGAGACGAUUGGGCUUGUACACAUGUACAUAAUUAAUUCCCCCCCGGUCCUUUUGGCACAGACGUGUACAUAUAUAUUUAUAUUUAAGACUGACCGAAGCAGCUUCACUCUAGGGGUCAAGUUUUUUGUUCAUUGCAUUAGUGAUAUGUACAGCUAGUUUUUUACAGAGCCUUCCGUCGCAAGCUGCCAAAACACGUCUAACUUAACACAAUCGGGUGGUCUGUUAGUAAAGUCGCUAUUUAUAAUGUAAAUCUACCAUUCAGGGACAUUGCAAAGCCUGCAGUCAGUCAUGCCAGUAAAAAAAAAAAAAAAAAAAAGGAAACGUAUGCUCUGUACGAAGUGGUGUGUGAAGAGUUAUUUAUAAGAUCGCGCGAGCAGAUAUCUUUUUGUAUAGUGGAGAAAUUUUGUCGCUCCCAUUGAUUUUAAGUUUUUCUACGAGUCCUCGGAGCCACUGGUGUGAAACACUGCAGCAGGUGUUUUUGAAUUAGUGUAUAGCUGAGAAUAAAUGCCAUCGGGGAGUGGAUGCUCUCUACUGUUGGGAAAAGAA